UUUCUAGAAAACUGUGGGUCUAGAGAAUUCUAUGAAAAAGUAGAUAUAUACCAUGAAACUCAGAGGGAAAUUCAAAGCAAGGAGCGAGGGGGUACUGUGGUGUACCUGGAGAAAGAAGAAAUAAGGUGUAUUUGCUGUGCCAACGAUAUUUUGGGAAACUAAGAUAUUUUACGACAUGAACAGACUUCCGCAUAUGGCGCCUGUCAUGCGUAAUGCCCCAACAUUUCGAGGGAGUCUUGACUAUGAUGUUCACGGAAAAAAUUGUGCAGACAUCUUCUGUGUCCUGCCACAAUGCGUGAACUUUAAGUUGCGAACCAGGCAUGUCAGCACAUCUCGAAAAGACAAACCUGACAGUCAGGCCUGUGGGGCUUCGGCUGACACGACUGCGAACAUCUUGCAGAACAGUAAUAAUGAUAGCAAUGUAGCGUCCUUAGGUCGAGCCAUUCUGGAUCAUGAUGCAGAGAAACAGCUCCUGGAUGAAUUAGAAGAGUAUGAGAGGUUUUUGGAACGACAGGUAGCUGAUAUGGCCCCACAGCCUGGUUUCAGUGGUUGUUUUGGGAUUGAAAAGCAGACAACCUCGUUUCCCCUUUACAACCCAAAAGAGGAUUGUCAAGUUCCUCGACAGACAGAUUCGUUGCACUGUUACAGCCCAAAAAGGGAUGGCCAGACUCCCGGCGAGACAGCGAGAAACCAUCAACCUUAUUCCCGCGAUUACGGCGCAAAAUUUGAGGGGAGGAGAUCUACCUUUAUGAAACCUUCUAAUUCCGCGGUUAGGCUGAAUAAGGAAUCUGACGAAGAUCCUUUCUUUCCAAGUUUCUAUGAGCAGUUUGCAUCAAUAGAUCAAUUUACUGUUCCAGUAAAAAGGUCAGGGGACAUUCAUGCUGCUAAACGCACGCGGAGAGAUUCCUCUAUGACGAAAACCAUGCCAGUACCAGCCACCAUCGUGCGGGAGAAGACUGCUUGCCACUUCUCGAGCGCCUCAGAGCAAUUUCUUGGCACACAUUCCGACCCUAGCCGAAUGGUGUUUGGAAUCCUCGCGCAGAUAUUGCAUAUGUUUGAAAAACCCAUGUCUGCUGAAGCUGAAACAUUUUUUGUCCAUGUUCUUCAAAAGGCACUCAGAGAGAUACAGAAUGUAAAGUCACGAGAGAGCAUCAAGUGAGUUUACUAUAGACCCCGCGGCAAGAGUUUGUAAUAUGAAGUUGUAGAUUACUGAUAUAUUUUCAUUGUUCUUGAUGAGAUUGGAGACUCCGGUUCGAUCUGUACCAAUGUGUCAAUUUUUUUCGUUCGCGAAAUCUUGAAAAUAUUUUUUGUAAAUUGUAAA
This is a messenger RNA of Pocillopora verrucosa, 1321 nucleotides long. RefSeq lists its product as uncharacterized. Lineage: Eukaryota; Metazoa; Cnidaria; Anthozoa; Scleractinia; Pocilloporidae. The record is from RefSeq and is a predicted model, not a curated record.